AUGGCCAGAACAGAGGAUUUGUCGGACAAUGAGGUUGACGCCUUUGCCGCCUCGAAAGAGAAAGUUUUGCUCGACGAAGCUGGCGAAUAUAUGAACGGGUCCGAUGACUCAGAGGUCGACUCCGAAGAGGAAGUUAUGGGACUCAAAUAUCAGAACCCACAAGACAGCGAAGACGACGACGAAGAAGACGGAAGUGAAGACGACGAGGAAGGCGAAGAAGAAGACGAUGAUGAUGAAGAGAAGGGAUGGGGAUCGAAAAGAAAUUACUAUGGUGGCGAUGAUAUUGAUGAAGAUGAUGAAACGGCAAAGGAAAUGGCAGAAGAGGCGCUCAGGCAGCAAAAGAAACACUUGCGGGAGCUUGAAAUGGACGACUUUGUUGACGAAGAAAUGAUGGAGGACUGGAAGAAGUCUGCCGAACAGUACGAUACCAAUGACGUCAAGGCGUCUGUGCCUGUGGUGAGCGAAGAAAACAUCGACUUGAGCAGUCUUGAUGACGACGAAAAGUUGAAGUACUUGAACGGGUCGUUUCCUGAGUUUGUGCCGUUGUUGAAGGAGUUCAACAGUUUAAGUCCGGUGCUCUCGCAGCUUGAAGCGAAAGCCAAUCCUAUCGUCAGCGCCAAGUUUACUGCUUUAUCGUCGUACAUGAGUUCGAUUGCGUCCUACUUUUCUCUUUUCGCCGAGAAUGUUCGCUCCAACAACCAUUUUUCCAUGAAAUCUCACCCAGUUAUGGAGUCGAUUCUCAGCGCCAGAGAAGUCUGGAGACAAGCCAAGGAAUUGAAUUCGACAGAAGAACACGUUGCUGAAGAUUCCGAAGCCGAAGCUGAAGCCGAGGAUGUGGUGAUGAACUCUGAAGAUGAGCAAGUUGCGGAAUCAGAAUCCGAACAGGAACAAAUCCAGACAGACUCCGAAGACGAAAGCGAAUCAGAAGAAGAGAAGGCUGAUGACAGUGACAAAGAGGUCAAUAUUGACGUCAACGUUAAGCGUACCAUUAGAAAGAGACCAGAAAACGUCGUAUCUGGAGACUUCACAGAGACCGCUACACCAGACCAAGUUGACAAAGAAGAAAAGGAACGUCGCAAAAAGUCAUUGCGUUUCUACACUUCCAAGAUCGAUCAAGCCGCUAAGAAGGAUAGCCGGAACGAAAAAUUCACUGGCGAUCUCGACUUGCCAUACAAGGAAAGACUUUUCGAGAGACAACAAAGGCUCAUCGAAGAGGCCAGAAAGAGAGGCUUGGGCAUGGAUAAGGCUCAAUUGGGUGACGAUUUGGAUGGUCAAGACGUCGCUUCAGACGAUGAAAAAGCUGCACAAAAGAUCAACGAGGAUGCUGGAGAGUACUACGAAUCGAUCAAACAAGCGAAAAUGGAAAAGAAGGAUGCUCGUCGUGCAGCUCAUGAGAAGGCCAAGAAAGCUGCCAGAGAAGGUAAGUUGGCUGAGUUGCAAGAGAAUGUGGACGACGAAGGAAAGAGAGCACUUAAUUUCCAGAUUCUCAAGAACAAGGGUCUCACACCAAACAGAAGAAACGAGAACAGAAACGCCAGAGUCAAAAAGAGAAAGAAGUACGAACAGGCGAAGAAGAAACUCAAGUCGGUCAGACAAGUUUACGACGAAAGCAACAGAGGUCCGUACGAGGGAGAAAAAACCGGUAUCAAGAAGGGUGUUUCUCGUUCUGUCAAGCUUGUUUAG
Molecule: messenger RNA, 1683 nt
Organism: Clavispora lusitaniae ATCC 42720
Lineage: Eukaryota; Fungi; Ascomycota; Pichiomycetes; Serinales; Metschnikowiaceae
Gene: SAS10
Product: rRNA-processing protein
Biological process (GO): maturation of SSU-rRNA from tricistronic rRNA transcript (SSU-rRNA, 5.8S rRNA, LSU-rRNA)
Cellular component (GO): small-subunit processome; nucleolus
Source: RefSeq, a predicted model, not a curated record